AUGGCCUCAGCUGCCUCUGCCAGCAUUAAAGCCACCCUCUCUUCUGAAGCCUCCAACUGGAAUCCGGAAAAUGCUUAUUUCCCAGGAGAAUUUGCCUGGGGUGCAGCAACAGCAGCAUACCAGAUUGAAGGAGGCUGGGAUGCAGAUGGAAAAGGCCCCAGUGUUUGGGACACGUUCACCCAUCAGGGAGGAGACCGGGUUUUCAAGAACCAGACUGGUGAUGUAGCUUGUGGCAGCUAUACUCUGUGGGAGGAAGAUUUGAAAUGUAUCAAACAGCUUGGAUUGACUCAUUAUCGCUUCUCUCUUUCCUGGUCACGUCUGUUACCUGAUGGGACGACAGGUUUCAUCAACCAGAAAGGCAAUUGUUCCUUUAAAAUAGAAAGUUGUGCUGCUUUAAUUCAAGGAGUCGAUUAUUACGCCGGAGUGAUUGACAGCCUGCUAAUGAACGGUGUGACGCCCGUGGUGACAUUGUAUCACUUUGACUUGCCUCAACCCUUAGAAGAUCAGGGCGGCUGGAGAUCAGGCGCCACAGCGGAAGCGUUUGAUGCUUACGCCCAGUUCUGCUUCAGAACAUUUGGGGACAGAGUAAAGCUGUGGAUCACCAUUAAUGAGCCGUACGUUGUUGCCGUGCUUGGCUAUGAAAAGGGCCUUAUGGCACCAGGUGUGACAGAGCCUGGUACUGGAGCAUACCUGGCAGCUCAUAACAUGAUCAAAGCUCACGCUGCCGCCUGGCACAGUUACGAUAGACUAUUCCGGAAGAAGCAAGGCGGGCUUGUGUCUAUAGCGCUAAAUUCGGAUUGGGCAGAACCCUUCAAUCCGAAUUCCCUUGCCGACCGUGAAGCUGCUAAGAGGCACCUGGCAUUCUGCCUGGAUUGGUUUGCUACCCCAAUCUUCCUUGAUGGUGACUAUCCAGCUGUCAUGAAGUCCAAGAUAGCGGCUGUAUGUAAACGGCAAGGCUCUCCGUCGUCAAGGCUGCUGGAAUUUACCAGCGAGGAGAAGACGAUGAUCAAGGGCACUGCUGAUUUCUUUGCUCUAAAUUAUUAUACGACCCGCAAAAUUAAGCACCAAGAUAAUUUGUGCACUCAGCCAAGUAUGUCUGCAGACAAAGAAGCAGAGCAAGUCACUGAUCCAUCCUGGCCUGUUGCAACUGGCAGUUCUUGGUUGGCUGUGGUUCCAUGGGGUUUACGUCGGCUGUUGAAAUACAUUAAGGAUACAUAUAAUCACCCUAUAAUUUACAUCACCGAGAAUGGGUUUUCCCAAAGUGACCCUGCUCCACUCGAUGACACUCUGCGUUGGGAGUAUUUCAGGCUGACUUUACAGGAGAUUUUAAAAGCAAUUUACAUUGAUGGUGUCCAACUGAAAGGCUACUUUGUUUGGUCCCUUUUGGACAACUUUGAAUGGACUUGUGGAUACAGCUCUCGAUUUGGACUCUUCCAUGUAGCCUUUGAAAAUUCAGCACUUCCUCGUCUUCCUUACCGAUCGGCCAUUGAAUAUGCCAAAGUCAUUGCCAACAACAGACGGGUUAAAUUAGAUGGGUAACAGAUGUCUCUUAGCAGUAUCCAUGGACGACUUUCAAAGGAGCCACGUGAUGAAAUCUCUUUUUUAAUCUGAAUGUUGGUUUUCAAUACCAACAUUCAGAUUAAAAAUACAAGCAAUAGAAGGAAUCAGAACAAUAACUAUACAAAAAGGAAGCCAGACUUACAAAACUGUAAGGUUCGGGUUGAAAAAAGCAAACUGAAAAUGCUACAAAUUUCAAAGACACUUCUGUCUGCCUAUGUGUUUCGUUUUCCUAUCAGAGUGAAAUAAUAAGCAAGGAACAAGUGAAACCAUCCAAAUAUUUGUUUACCUGUUAUGGACAAAACACAUUUUGACAGC
Molecule: messenger RNA, 1875 nt
Organism: Elgaria multicarinata webbii
Lineage: Eukaryota; Metazoa; Chordata; Lepidosauria; Squamata; Anguidae
Product: cytosolic beta-glucosidase-like
Exons: 5
Coding region: 1-1539 (512 amino acids)
Biological process (GO): glycosylceramide catabolic process; carbohydrate metabolic process
Cellular component (GO): cytosol
Molecular function (GO): beta-glucosidase activity; glycosylceramidase activity; beta-galactosidase activity
Source: RefSeq, a predicted model, not a curated record